CUAAUUAAGCCAAGAGAAAGCUCUUAUCUUAGUGAUCUCCAAAAUUUGGCCAUGGCCAUAGCAGGUGCCUAUAGUGUAAGAACCCCAGCAGUGCCCGACUGGCUAAACAAAGGCGACAACGCAUGGCAGCUCACAGCAGCCACAUUUGUAGGCCUACAGAGCAUGCCAGGCCUUGUCAUCCUCUAUGCCAGCAUAGUCAAGAAGAAAUGGGCAGUCAACUCAGCCUUCAUGGCUCUCUACGCCUUCGCCGCCGUGCUCAUCUGUUGGGUUCUUGUAGGCUAUCGCAUGGCCUUCGGCGAUCAGCUCCUCCCGUUUUGGGGUAAAGGAGCACCUUCUCUAGGCCAGAAAUUCCUCAUCAACCGCGCCAAAGUGCCCGAAAGCACUCAUGUUCACGACGAUGGAACGGUGGAGACCCCAAUGGUUGAGCCCUUUUACCCCAUGGCCUCGCUUGUCUACUUCCAGUUCACUUUUGCAGCCAUCACUCUUAUUUUGCUUGCUGGCUCUGUUCUUGGGCGCAUGAACAUCAAGGCAUGGAUGGCUUUUGUCCCUCUUUGGCUUAUCUUCUCCUACACUGUUGGAGCCUUUAGUCUCUGGGGUGGAGGCUUCCUCUAUCACUGGGGUGUCAUUGACUACUCCGGUGGCUAUGUCAUCCAUCUCUCCUCCGGCAUCGCGGGUUUCACCGCAGCUUAUUGGGUUGGUCCAAGGUUGAAGAGUGACAGGGAGAGGUUUCCACCAAACAAUGUCUUGCUCAUGCUUGCUGGUGCUGGGAUGCUGUGGAUGGGCUGGUCAGGCUUCAACGGAGGGGCCCCUUAUGCUGCAAAUAUUGAUGCAUCAAUAGCUGUUUUGAACACAAACAUAUGUGCAGCUACAAGCCUCCUUGUGUGGACGUCUCUGGAUGUCGUCUUCUUCGGCAAGGUCUUCUCGCGCAAGCCAGCAGUGAUCGGAGCUGUUCAGGGCAUGAUGACGGGGCUUGUCUGCAUCACACCUGGGGCAGGGCUAGUCCAGUCGUGGGCCGCUAUAGUGAUGGGCAUGCUCUCUGGUAGCAUUCCUUGGGUUUCCAUGAUGGUCCUUCACAAAAAGUCUGCCCUAUUGCAAAAGGUGGAUGACACCCUAGGAGUAUUUCACACACACGCAGUGGCAGGGCUCUUGGGGGGACUGCUGACUGGGCUUUUUGCAGAGCCAGCUCUGUGCGGGCUUAUACUGCCGGUAGGCGACAGCAGAGGAGCAUUCUAUGGAGGCAAUGGAGGGAUGCAGUUUCUGAAACAAUUGGUUGCAGCCAUGUUUGUGACUGCUUGGAACAUAGUCUCCACCACAAUUAUACUUUUGGCGAUUAGGGUUUUCAUACCUCUGAGAAUGCCUGAGGAGCAGCUUAUUAUUGGAGACGAUGCUGUUCAUGGAGAAGAGGCUUAUGCUCUUUGGGGUGAUGGAGAAAAAUAUGACCCAACAAAACAUGGCUGGAAUACAUCAGUGUAUGGGGAAGAAACGGCACCGUCUCCAUAUAUCAAUGGUGCAAGAGGUGUAACCAUUAAUUUGUAGAUCACUGAGUGGGAGGCAUGUAGCAUAUGAUCACUUAAUUAUUAUGUACCUAUAUGUAACCUGUAAGUAGAAGUUUUGAAUAAUUUACCGAAAAACAGAAAGAAAAAAAAAGUUGAAAUUUGUGAAUUGUGA
Prunus mume (Japanese apricot) is the source of this 1668-nucleotide messenger RNA. Its product is annotated as ammonium transporter 2. Gene Ontology annotation, molecular function: ammonium channel activity. Gene Ontology annotation, cellular component: plasma membrane. Gene Ontology annotation, biological process: ammonium transmembrane transport. NCBI's taxonomy places the organism in Eukaryota, Viridiplantae, Streptophyta, Magnoliopsida, Rosales, Rosaceae. The record is from RefSeq and is a predicted model, not a curated record.